CGAGACGGAACGUGAACGUGCGGUUUUCACGUUAGAGCAAAGUCUAAUUUAGUUUUUAAUUUAAAUAAUAUUUAAAUAAACAAAGACGUACAAGACUUAACGUUGUGGUUUAUUAGGGGUGGAAAUCUGUGACAGCAGUCCAAGUGAAGAUGAGGACAAUAACUUCAGCCAGUGGCCAGGAGGUAACAGUGACCAUCAGAAGAAGUGAAUCGGCGGAUGCUCAGGGGAUUGACAGCCUCAUCAGCCCGUCAUCUCUGGCGGUUUUUGGAAGGGUCAAUGUAAUUCAUCUUCUAGAAAAAGCCAAUCUGGCCGUGACUCUAGCCAAUGAGAAGGACGAUAUUCUGGCCCACGCUUCCUUCUUCGAUCACCCUGUUGGAGACUUGGUGGAUCAGACUCACUGGGAACCUUUCCUGCAGAAACACUUCAGGGCUAAAAAAAUCACACCUUUGAACACACUCUUCCUUCACCUUUUCGUGGCACAGCCAGAUUUCGCCACAGCAAGUGUAAAGGAAAUAAUGAGGGCUGUCUUUAAUGCCGUCACAGAGCUCCAAUAUGUCUGCCUGGUCAGCCCACAUGUUGGUGCUUUAGAGCCGGCGCUGGAUGAGAUGUUUGAGCCGCUGCAGCGCCUGACUGACCCGGAGUCUCAGUGCUUAGCAUUAAUCUGCCACAGACAAGAGCACUGUCCAAAGCUUCAUAUCCGCCCAGCCAGGGUUGAAGAUCAUGAUGACAUCAUGCGCAUAUUUGCAGAGCAGACCAAACUGCUCUCAGCAGACCAGCCGUACUUCCUGGCAGAGCUCAUUGAGGAACAGAACGAGGAAAAUCACACCGCUGUUUGUGAGUGUAACGGAGUCGCCGUUGGCUUCAUCAGUGUCACUUCUGGUGUCGAUUUGAAACAGCUGCACGACAGCUUUGAGUUGGGCGAGUUUAAUGGUUUGUACAAACCUGCCGCUCUGCCUGACUCAAGAGAGGACGAAGAAGAACUGAGAAAAACCCAAACAUCUGAUUCACAGCAGCAGGAGGAGAAACAGUCGACUGGAGCAGGACAUGUUUCAAAGAAAUCCAACGCUUUCUGUAUUCAGGUCUUCAUUAUUGACAAGAAUUAUGAAAUGAGAUCAGUGGACUUUAUUCCACAUAUAUUCAAACUUUUCCCUGACCUGGACUUCUGCAUCAUCACUGUACCGACACUGUCCCCCGAUUUCAUGUUGCUGCAGAGCUUCCAGAGGGUGCUGCCCCGUGCCAGCAGCUCGCUGCCCCGUGAACUCUACAUCUCGCACCGCACCGGGCUCAGGAGUGUGAAGGUGAGGCCGGCUGUGGCUGCAGACCGGCCAGCUGUCUUUGAUCUGGUGAAGGGUCUAAGACUGAACCAGUCCCUGCUGCAGGACCUGGACAGCUUUUAUGAGACCCGGAGAGACCCGGAUGGGGUGUUGCUGCAGGCUUUCGUGGCCCAGGUGCAAAGUCAGGUUGUGGGGAUACUGAUCAUCAGAGACGAGCAGGACAUCGAGUACAUUCGUGGCCACUACAACAUCGAGAACUUCAUCUAUUUCAGCCAUCACCGCUACGAGGAGCACGCUCAGAUACGCCACUUUGUCGUCAAACCGUCCUUCCAGCACUUCACCAGACACUUGUUUAAGGAUGUCCUCCGCCUGGCUCACAAAUCCUGCCUGUUCCACAGAAUCUACCCUUCCUACCAGAGCCAGGAGAAUUCCUGUGUCCACCAUCUGGAUUUUGUCCUCAACUGCGCGGUCCCUGUCCGCCCGCGACGCCAGAUCAUCUACCCGCUGGAGGAGCUUGGCAUCAAUGCCCCUUCCAGGCAGAUCACCGAGGACCAGGCACCGUUUGCUCUCAGCCUUAUCAGCAGAAAGUUAACCAUGGAGCCAAAGGUCGCCAUUAAUGCCAGGAUUGUGGUGGUGGGGGCGUCAGACACAGGUUUAUCUUUCCUUGAGGCGCUUUGUUUCUGCCCUCACCUGAGGUUCAACAACCUGACCCUCAUUUCAACACAUGGUUUCCUCAGCGACUACAACCACAAGGACAUCGGAUUUCUGUCCACAAGUCACGCAUACAGCAGCCGAGACUUGGCCCAGGUCCCUCUGCAUUCCUGCGUUAACGUGGUGACUGGGAAGAUGGUUGGCAUCAACAGGAAGUCCAAAUACGUCCUUGUGUGUGGUGGUGGGAAGGUGCCCUACGAUCACCUCAUCCUGUGUACAGGCCUGCAGUACCAGGUGCCCUGUCCGACUGGUGUGGAUGUGAGCCAGCCCGUCACAAACAGCCAGCUGCAGGCUCAGUCCGCUCACCGCAGAUACUCCGGUCCCGUCCCAUCCAACCUCUUCACCCUCAACGACCUCUACGACUGCAUGGCUGCUCGCCGCUGGCUGUGUGCCAACUUUGUGGAGCUGGAGGAUAAUGCCGUCGUGUACGGAAACAGCAUCGACGUCUUCACCACCACGGAGACUUUACUCAGCCUUGGCGUCCGGGGAUAUCGCAUCCAUCUAGUCCUCCCACCUCCCGAGCCCGGUGUCUCCUGCUUCAGCGACCAUGACGUUGAGAAGGCUGUGGCAUCAGCCAUGGAAAAGGCAGAGGUCCAGGUCCACCAUAACUGCCUGCUGGCCCAGAUGAACAACGGAGAUCACCCCGAUCCUCUCACCUCUGUGUCAUUCACCACUGACGCAGAGCCCCUCCAUCUGCAGUGUGGAGUGUUCAUUAACCUCUCCAAUAGAGGAGUCGACUACAACGCCUUCAAGAGCAUCAACAACUCCUUCCUGGUCUUUGACAGGAGACUAGUCAUAAACGCUACUUUCCACACCAGCGAUCCAGCCAUUUGUGGCGCCGGGCCUCUCACGAAAUUCUCACGCCGCUACCACGCAGACGAGUGGUCGCACGCCAACUUCAACUCCAAGGAAGUGGGCCGGGACCUGGCGGCCAUGUUGCUGCCCCUCUUCGACCCGACGCUGGAGCCUGCGAACGAGCCUACGCCUGAAAUGGAUCGUCUCGUACCGCUGUACAAGCAAGCCAAGAUUCAAGGAGGAAAGCUGCCUGGAGGAUAUAACUACCUACACUUUACCAAACCAUCAGCUACCUAUCUAACGGGUCCUACUGUUAAACAAUUACAGGACAGCGGUAUCGUGACCGGACGAGUGGAGACGGGGAACUACUUCGGUUUACAUCUCGACUGCAACGAGCUGGUGGAGACGCUCACCUGUUUCUCCCUGAAGCCCAUCCCCGUCUCCAAUUACCUGAGUCUGUACGGGAAACACCAGCAGCUGCUGGGCCAGCUGUCGAACCUCUACCACCAGGGGCUGGUCCACGACCUGUACAGUUUCUUCAGACAGCGCUGGUGUUUGGCCAUUUAUCACGACAGAUUCUCCGACUUUGAGCAGGAGCUUCAGCAGAUCACCUCAACCACAGACGAUGAGUCGAAGCGGAAGGUGAUGGAGGACACCGACGACUCAAACGUCCUCCCUCAGGACAGAUUUGAAGAUACAAAGAGUCGAGAGGCUCUGAGGAGCGGCGCUGUGAAAUAUCUGACCUACAACCGCAACCUGCUGCCCAUGUUCGCCUACCCGGACUGCUGGGACAUCAUGAGUGACAUCACCAAGUUAGCCUUUUAACCCUGUUAAAUUAGUUUAUAAUAAACCGUUUAACUGAAACACAUGCACAAAAUCAUCUGUGUGGGAAUCACUGAGCUCUAAUACACAUGUAUUUUAUCCUCAUAAAAUGUUUGCAAUCC
Molecule: messenger RNA, 3724 nt
Organism: Micropterus salmoides (largemouth bass)
Lineage: Eukaryota; Metazoa; Chordata; Actinopteri; Centrarchiformes; Centrarchidae
Gene: cfap61
Product: cilia and flagella associated protein 61
Exons: 25
Coding region: 150-3605 (1151 amino acids)
Source: RefSeq, a predicted model, not a curated record